Chenopodium quinoa (quinoa) is the source of this 1795-nucleotide messenger RNA. RefSeq names its product probable tyrosine-protein phosphatase At1g05000. The record is from RefSeq and is a predicted model, not a curated record. NCBI's taxonomy places the organism in Eukaryota, Viridiplantae, Streptophyta, Magnoliopsida, Caryophyllales, Amaranthaceae. The transcript has 6 exons. Gene Ontology annotation, biological process: protein dephosphorylation. Gene Ontology annotation, cellular component: cytoplasm. Bases 185 to 1033 code for a protein of 282 amino acids. Gene Ontology annotation, molecular function: phosphatase activity.
UCCACCAUUUUGACUCUCUCUCUCAAAAAAAAAAAACACUUUCUCUCUCCUCCUUUUCCAGCCAACUCUAUAUAAACCCCUUCAUCGACGCCAAACUCAUUUCACACCGCGCAUUUUCAACCUUCUUCCUUUUUCUUUCAAAAAUCAACACUAAAAAAAAAACAUAAAAUCCCUUUCAAAAAAUAUGAAGGUUGAAAGAUCAUCAUCUUCACCUAAUUGUGGUGAUUCGGGUAAUUGCAAAACCAUCUUCGUCGUCGACAACGAUAACAACAAGAAGCAGGAAUAUAAGCAUCUUUAUAAUACUGAUGAUGAUGCUAGUGUUGGUAUCUUGGAUGAUGUUGAUCAUGAUUAUUAUGAUGUUCUUAAAGAUCACUUCUUCGUUCCGCCAUUGAAUUUUUCAUUUGUUGACAAUGGCGUCUUUCGGUCCGGCUUCCCCGAACCACCCAAUUUUCCUUUCCUUCAAUCUUUAGGUCUUCGUUCUAUUAUAUAUUUGUGCCCGGAACCAUAUCCUGAGACGAAUUUGGAGUUCAUCAAGAAUAAUGGUAUCAAGUUAUACCAAUUUGGAAUUGAAGGUCACAAGAUGGCAACUAAAAAUAGGCAAAAUGAAGUUGAAUGCUUUAGUGAAUCCAACAACUCAAAGAAUAUGCUGAUUCAAUUGGUUGUUUUGAGUUUAGCCCUUGAGUGUAAUGCGGCUUCACAGCCCAUGGUGACUAAUCAGUCUCUAAUCAUGUUCAAUUUCUUGCAGGAACCGUUUGUAAACAUCCCAGAUGAUGCAAUACGUGAAGCUCUAAAAGUUCUCCUAGAUGUUAGGAAUCAUCCAGUUUUGAUACACUGCAAAAGAGGAAAGCACCGAACAGGCUGCCUGGUGGGAUGUUUAAGAAAAUUACAGAAGUGGUGCCUGUCAUCCGUUUUCGACGAAUAUCAACGUUUUGCAGCAGCAAAAGCUAGAGUCUCAGAUCAAAGAUUUAUAGAGUUGUUUGACACAUCUAACUUCAAGCAUCUUCCCAUUUCCUUUUCUAAUUCGAAAAGGUAACUAACCAAGCAAAUCAUGGUACAUACUACUGCCUUAGAAUAAUUUGGAGAAGGUAUGAGUAUGUGUUCCUUAAGCACAUUAAUGCUAUGAAAGGCUUAUUAUUCGAUUUUUCGAUGAUACACUCGAUCUCCCAUCAACAAUUGAAAGUAAUUCAAUGCGGAAAAAUAAAAAGGCAUCGUUCAUUAGGCUCAAAUAGCUACUAUAGCUUACUAUACGUCUCCUCUUUUAGUCCAUUUUAGUUUACCUACCAUGUGUUACUUUUCUCAAAAUGUAGUUAGAUUUUACGUGUUCUUCGAAAUUUACGUACUUAUUUAGCUUAGCUUAGUACUUCAUGUAACACUUCUAAGUGAUGAAAGACAGUGAAAGCGUUAGGAUGACAGAUUGACAGCUCGUCAAUCUUCUCCAUAUUUAUCUAGUUGUUUCUACCAAUGAUUAUUAUGAUGAAAAAGACGUCGAAAAUAAUUGUAUUACUCAUACUAACCGCCCCUAGCUAUUUGGCAAGUUGAAUGUAGCGAAAAUGUUGUACUCUGUAGGAAAUUGAAUUCUUUUUUAAUGUACUUGCAAGGAGCUGUCAUUGUAAGAAAUCUCAUCCAAGUGUGGUUCUUGUGAAACCGGAGUAUAAAGGUUUCGAAAAUCAUUGUCUUCCUCGAUUUUUAGUCGAUAAUUCGAAGAUCUCUACCCUUACUAUAGGGUAAUUGUAACUGUGUAAUGUGACGGAUAUUGAUCUUGAAUCCUUGAGGGGUUUGUGUCUUCCAGAAUAAA